AGCCACCUGGGAAACCCCUGAGGGCAGAGAGGGCUGUCAAAUGUUUUUAAAGCCAAGAGUGACAGAAUUUGUGCUUCAUUGUGUAUACCAGAGAGGACGUCUUCCACGCGGGCACGGGAAGUGUGUGCAAAACCUGCUUCGCCAGCAGUUGUAUAGUCAGUCCAAAGAGUGAACUAGAGUUUCAUGUAUGCACUUGGAUAAAACCUCAGAAAUGUAAAGCUGGGCUUUUAAAAGAAGCAAGUUUACAAGGAUAUACUCUCAGCGCUCCCUGAAUUCUGCAUCCCUGAUGCGGGGACACUGUGCCAUUUCAGAGGAGGGACUUGAGCCCCCACAGACGUUGAUGUUGAUGGGAGUCCUGGAACCAGGCCCCUGUGGUUACAAGGACAGGACCGCUUGUGUAAAGCUUGGAAACAUUUGUGUGUUCUGGGUUGUUACUUAGGAGCACACAUCUAUGUGGUGAAAAUAAAAAGCAUGCGUGGAAACUCUGAACCUUUAGCAGGUGCCUGAAUCACCUUUGUGAGCACAAAUGUCUGGACUCCACCUCAGAGUUCCUGAUUCAGGAAGUCCAGGGCGAGGACUCAACAACUUGCGUUUCUCAGAAGUUCUAGAUGCUCCUGCUGCUGCUGCAGGUGCAGGGAACACAGUUUAAGAACCGCUGACCCACCCACUUGAGGAUGGGGGUUACUUCUUGGGAGGGAGCAGAACAGGACUGCAACGGGUGCAUGGCUUCAACCCUGUUGGCAUUAUUUCUUUACAAAGGGGGAUGCAGUGUUACCUGACAGAGCUGGAUAGCUGCUCGUGGUCUACGUUGUCACUUUUUCUGUGCUUGCAGCAUUUCAGGAAAGAAAAAAGAUCCUGUUUGCUGUGGGGAAUGGAUUGGAAAAGAGAAAGCAGUGGUAGAGGCUGUGGGAGAGUGUCGCAGAAGCGCAGGUAGGAGAUGCUUAGGCUGGGGUCGGGGAGCAAGGGAAGCGGAGAGUGAGCAGAUUUGGGAGCUUUCAGGGGGAGAAGCGACUGUCCAUGGUGACUGGUCGGUCGUGCUUAGGGGAUGGAGACAUCAAGUUCCCCGGUUGCGUCCCCCUCACAGUGGGGACCCCUGCGUGGCAGGCAUGCUGGCGACAGGAGAGGGAAUUCAGGUGUGGACGUCCCAGACCUUGAGGGGUCCCCGGCUAAGUGAUGCUUUAGGAGAAAGAGCCAGGUCACAGCAGAGACUGGAAACCAUUGGCGUGUACGCGGCCACCUGAGCCGUGUGUGUGUGUGGAUGAGACCACGUGGAAGGCGUGGAAUGGAAGAGGAGCCCGUGACAUCACCCGAGGGAUGCCAUCCCCCGAGGCGGGCCGGCCAGCCGCUCCUCCCGCCACCCAUUCUCGGGUGGCCCGUGAGCUAAGGAUCCCUUUCACAUUUUUAAAUACUGGGGGAAAGAAACAAAGGAACAGUCUUUCGUGAUGUGAGGCUCGAAUCCCAGUGUCUGUGAGCAGAGUUUUGCUUUAGCAGAGCCGUGCUCGCCCCACUGGUGCAGGAGGGCCUGGCUGCUUCUGGCGGCCGGAUGGAGGGACCGUGACCGUCCCCCGGUCGCUUUGCACGGCCGCUGCACGCCCCACACGUCUCAGUGCUGUGGCCCCUCGAUUACUGCUCUGGCCCCUAAAGCUGAACUUUUACUGUCUGGCCCUUUAUGGGAAGAAGUUCUUCUGACCUCAGGUCUAAGUCGAGACACUCUUGGUCACUUUAAAUGCCACAGAGGAGAGACGGCAGGAGUUUUGCCUGUUUCUUGCAGGUCAGCUUCUAAGAAUCAGGCACUGGGGGAAGACACUCUGGAGACUGUGAGGCCGGAGUGGUGAACGUUGUUGCUGCGUCCACCAGAGUCCUGGGAGAUGCCUGGAGGGAGGGCGCCGGAGAGAAAGAUGCGGGCCUGGGAUCUGGAGGACGGCGAGCAGACAGCACCCAGGCCGUCACUGGGUGCUGCUGGCAGGACUUGGGCCAUGGAGGAAGAGUGGUUUGAAACCAGCACGUGGGGCCAGCUGGAGCCUUGACCAAUCCAGGAGUCUGGCCAGAAACCUGAGCGAGAAGGAAGGCCCUCCCGGCAGGUGGCCGUGGGGGAGACGAGACACGGCCGGACAGGCCCAAGACUGCCUUCUGCUCGACCCUGCAGUCGAAAGCCGGGGCUCCGGGAGGAGCCGGCAUCGGGCACGCGGCCCGCGGCUGCUCACGGCGGCCCCGGGCCCCUCCGUCCUUCCUGAGUCUGCCCGGGCUGUGACUGCGCCUCAUGUCUCCAUCUGAGGGGCUGGCGGAGCGCAGUGCCAUGGAGACGAGGCCCCCGGAGGGCAGGAAGGGGCCUGCGCCCAGGGAGCUGCCCCCGGCCGUGGGGCUGCUGCUGUCCAUGGCGCUCAUGAACGUCCUCCUCUACCUCUGCCUCGACCGGCUCGUCACCGCGCCCCGCAGCCCCACGGCGCACCCCGGCCGCUGCCCGCCCGGCCACUUCAGCAUGGGGCAGGCGGCCACCUGCUCCCCGUGGCUGUCCUGCGAGCAGCUGAGGGCGGAAGUGAGGCCUCUGAAGCGCGUCGGGGAGGGAGCCGUGAAGACGGUGUUUCUGUCCGAGUGGAAGGAACGCAAGGUGGCCUUGUCGCGGCUCACCAGGCCGGAGGUGAGAGAUGACUUCCUGCACGGGCUGCGGAUGCUGCAGGCGCUGCAGAGCGAGCACGUGGUCACGCUGGUGGGCUACUGUGAGGAUGACGACACCAUCCUCACCGAGUACCACCCGUUGGGCUCCCUGGGCAACCUGGAGGCGACGUUGAACCUCGCCAAGUACCGCAGCCUGAAUACGUGGCAGCACAGGCUGCAGCUGGCCCUGGGCUACGUGGCUAUCCUCGACUUCCUGCACCGCAGCCCCCUGGGCACGCUGGUCAUGUGCGACUCCAGCGACCUGCCCAAGACCCUGUCCCAGUACCUGCUGACCGCCAAUUUCAGCAUUGUGCUCAACGACCUGGACGCCCUGCCCCUGGUGAACCGCAGCUCCGGGGCCCUGGUAAAGUGUGGCCACCGGGAGCUCCGUGGGGACUUCGUGGCCCCAGAGCAGCUGUGGCCCUUCGGAGAGGACGUGCCCUUCCAGGACGACCUCAUGCCCGCGUAUGACGAGAAGAGUGACAUCUGGAAGAUUCCCGACGUCUCCAGUUUCCUUCUGGGGCACGUGGAAGGGAGCGACAUGGUCCGAUUCCACUUGUUUGACAUUCACAAGGCAUGUAAGAGCCAGGUGCCUGCAGAGAGACCCACCGCUCAGGCAGUCCUGGACACUUACCAGAAGGUUCUGAAUCUCCUCAGAGAUACCGCGACAUCUCAGACAAGAGAGAUGCUGUGAAAGCCAGUGUGGCCGCUGACGGAUGGGAGUCAGGGAACAGCUGGAGGAGUUGCACUGGUUUUGUGCUGAUGGAAGGUGUUAGCGGUUCUGCCCCAGAUUAUUCUUCUCCUGACCGCCUGGUGGGAGUUGCUAAGCAGGAGCACACGGCCUUGCCGUGAGCCUGACUGCAAGCAAAGGCGGAGAGAAGCAGUGAGUCUGAUGAGUAUCUGAAGGAAGUAACAAGCAUGGAGCCACACAGAGGCGUCCUAACAGCCUAACCUGUAGGCUCAUGAGAAACGUGCUGGAGAGGCUUCUAAGUGGCAGUGUGGGGAAGAUACUCAGGUGAGUAUCUGCAGUGUGCUUCACGGUACCGGGGAGACGCCACUGUGUUUCAAGUGACUGCUCAGGGACACACCUGUGUCAUCCACAUCCCAGCGAGCUAGCACGCAUGCUCUCUGAAACCUUGAGUGGAUAAGGAACGUUGAAAAUAUCAUGUAUGACGGAAAUCCCAUUUGUGUUACUACUGCCUUGGAUGGUGCUUGUGAAAUUCCCCUUUACCUUCCAGCUGGAUAUUUAUUCUGUGCUCAGCGUUAAUUAUCGUGAACAUUUUACGCCAACAGUGUCUGUCACUCACUCAUUACUAGAAGGCGUUGAAGACCUUCCACUUGAGUCGCAUGAUUGAAUCCUUCAGAGAGCUUUUCUUGGUCCUUGUCAUCCUUGUUUGCAGGGGAGGAAGGAUUUGGUGCAUAUUCAUCAUUACCAAUAAGGGGGUUAAAGCUGGCAUUGAGGGCAGAAAGGCUGUGCACAGGCCUGGUGGUCCUUGGAAUUACAGUGAGCUGGCCCCGCCCUGCAGUCUCGGACUCAGUGUCUGGGUGGGAUCCGCAUUUCUCACUGCUUCCCUCCAGUCAGUGCUGCCGGUGUGGGAACCACAUUUUGAGAACCAGUGUCCUUACCUAUCCAGGCAGUAGACAGGGAGUGUGGUCAGUAUUAUCCUUGUUCUGCCUCCCAUGGUGAUUGGGUCCUAUGGUUGGUCAGAGAAUAUGCUUGCCCAGAGUAUAUUAACUGCUGUUGUCUGUUAUAAACAUGCUGCCAGAACCCACUAGGAUGGCUGUAAUCAAAAGGAUGGAUAGUAACAAAUGUCGGCAAGGAUGUAGAGAAUUGGAGCCAUCAUACGUUGCUGGUAGGAACGUAAAAUGGCCCAGCUGCUUUGGGAAACGGUCUGACUGUCCUCAAAAGGUUAAGAGUUACCUUGACCCAGCAGUUCCAGUUCCCAGUAUUUACCAAUGAGAAUUGAAAACAUGUCCAUAAAAGAACCUGGACACAAAUAUUCAUAGCAGCAUUAUUCAUAAUAGACAAAGGGUGAAGAUGUCCAUUUGCUGGUGAACAGAUAAUAGAAAAUGUGGUCCCUCCGUACAAAGGGGUAACAUUCAGCCGUGAAAGGAGUGCACCGCUUAGUCGUGCUCCAGCAUGGAUGAAGGUACUAAGUGAAAGAAGCCGUCACGAAAGACCACGUGCCGUAUGAUUCCAUUUGUAGGAAAUGUCCAGAAUUGACAAACCCACAGAAACGGAAAAUAACCCAGUGGUUCCAGAGGGGCUGGCAGGGGCAUGGAGUUGAAGAAUUGGGGGGAAGUUGGGGCUUGCUAAUAGGUACAGGGUUUCUUCGGGGGAGACGGAAGUUUCCAGAAAUGGUGACAGUUGCACAGCUCUGAAUACACUAAAUAACACUGAGCUGUAUAAAGGGGGCAAGUUUACGGUUUGUGAAUGAUAUCUCAAUAAAGCUGGGGAGAAAACCCCACCUCUGCACAGG
This is a messenger RNA of Capra hircus (goat), 5135 nucleotides long. It is a transcript of the gene POMK, whose product is annotated as protein-O-mannose kinase. Gene Ontology annotation, molecular function: ATP binding; protein kinase activity; carbohydrate kinase activity. Lineage: Eukaryota; Metazoa; Chordata; Mammalia; Artiodactyla; Bovidae. The coding region runs from base 2261 to 3349 and encodes 362 amino acids. The transcript is spliced from 4 exons. Gene Ontology annotation, cellular component: endoplasmic reticulum membrane. Gene Ontology annotation, biological process: protein O-linked glycosylation; protein phosphorylation; carbohydrate phosphorylation. The record is from RefSeq and is a predicted model, not a curated record.